Argiope bruennichi is the source of this 414-nucleotide messenger RNA. RefSeq names its product zinc finger protein 675-like. The transcript is spliced from 2 exons. Gene Ontology annotation, biological process: regulation of transcription by RNA polymerase II. Gene Ontology annotation, molecular function: DNA-binding transcription factor activity, RNA polymerase II-specific; RNA polymerase II cis-regulatory region sequence-specific DNA binding. Bases 1 to 414 code for a protein of 137 amino acids. NCBI's taxonomy places the organism in Eukaryota, Metazoa, Arthropoda, Arachnida, Araneae, Araneidae. The record is from RefSeq and is a predicted model, not a curated record. Gene Ontology annotation, cellular component: nucleus.
AUGGAAGAAGAACUAAAUAAAAAUACGCCGGCUUCUCAGGAAGAACGAAGAUUUCAGUGUGAAAUAUGUGGAUUAAACUGUAGCAACAGAAAAGCAUUAAAUCGUCAUUUAAUUUGUCAUUCAAACUUGAAACCACAUAUUUGUGAAACUUGUGGAAAAGCGUUCAAAAGAAGAAGUAAUUUAAAAAUGCAUACACGCAUUCAUACAAAAGAAAAGCCUUACGUUUGUGAAGUUUGUAGUAAAGCAUUCACUGAUAGAAGCACAUUAGCCAUUCACUUACGUACUAAUUUAAAAACUCACUUACGUACGCAUACAAAAGAAAAGCCAUAUGUCUGCGAAGUAUGCGGCAAAGCAUACAGCAAGAAAAGCAAUUUACUGAAACAUUUACGCAGCCAUCCAGAAGAAGAGAUUUAA